Trichosurus vulpecula (common brushtail) is the source of this 2064-nucleotide messenger RNA. It is a transcript of the gene DYRK4, whose product is annotated as dual specificity tyrosine phosphorylation regulated kinase 4. NCBI's taxonomy places the organism in Eukaryota, Metazoa, Chordata, Mammalia, Diprotodontia, Phalangeridae. Gene Ontology annotation, molecular function: ATP binding; protein serine/threonine kinase activity; protein serine/threonine/tyrosine kinase activity. Gene Ontology annotation, biological process: peptidyl-serine phosphorylation; peptidyl-threonine phosphorylation. Bases 1 to 2064 code for a protein of 687 amino acids. Gene Ontology annotation, cellular component: nucleus. The record is from RefSeq and is a predicted model, not a curated record. The transcript has 16 exons.
AUGGAAUCUUUUUGGCUUGAAUAUCUCCAACUUCUAGCUAGUUCCUUGACACCUCUUCCUUUUGCUCUCUACUCAGUAGGGACAAAAAUGAAUGCUAAAAAGCUAGGAAAACGAAGUUCAACGUCCUUUCCCAUUCUGAAAUCAAGAAAGAAACAUAACUUCACCUCUAUAAGGAAGUUUCCUGGAGUAAUUUUGUCUAGUAUGCAUUCAAGAACAAUUCCAAAACAGUUAUCCCAAAUGGAUGGUAAGGCUCAAAACCAACAACUGACUUCCAAGCACAAGAACCUGAGGCUGAACCGAUAUUUGCGUAAGAAAACAAACACCACUGUCACCUCAUUCCCUCAUAUGGACAAUUGCGGGAGGAAGAAUAUGGUGCAUGUGGCAAAGAUCUCUUCUCAGGACAAUAACCUCCCACUCAUCAACAGCAAGAGUGUGUUGAAGGUACUCUCAAUGUCACAGGAUAACCAAUGCUUUAGCCAGGUGCCAUCCUCUGAGCUCAAGACUUCACCCAGCCCAAGCAUCGAAAGUCAAAACUUCAGGUCAGAGGACAGCACAACACCACACAAGGUGCCUCUGACAGCAUCAGAAGCCCUAAAAUAUUUUAAGAACCAACUGUCUGUGUAUGAGCGAGAUGAAGUUCUGGGUUAUACAGAACUCUGGUUCCUAGGGCUUGAAGCCCAGAAGUUAGAUGUGCUUCCUGAAAAACACAGCAAGACAAGCUUUGAUGAUGAGCAUGGCUCCUAUAUAAAGGUCCUGCAUGAUCACAUUGCCUAUCGCUAUGAGGUCCUGGAGAUGAUUGGCAAAGGAUCUUUCGGACAGGUGGCCAAGUGUUUGGAUCACAAAAAGAAUGAGUUGGUGGCACUGAAAAUCAUCAGGAACAAGAAGAGAUUUCACCAUCAAGCUCUUGUGGAGCUGAAGAUCCUGGAAACCCUCCGGAGGAAGGAUAAAGAUAACACAUACAAUGUGGUACACAUGAAGGACUUCUUCUACUUCCGGAAUCACCUCUGUAUCACCUUUGAACUUUUGGGGAUCAAUUUAUAUGAAUUGAUGAAGAAUAAUAGCUUUCAGGGCUUCAGCCUAUCUGUGAUUCGACGCUUUACACUCUCGGUUCUGAAGUGUUUGCAAAUGCUGUAUGUAGAGAAAAUCAUUCACUGUGAUCUCAAACCAGAGAACAUUGUUCUAUACCAAAGGGGCCAUGUAUCAGUUAAAGUUAUUGACUUUGGCUCAAGCUGUUAUGAACAUCAAAGAGUGUACACUUACAUCCAGAGUCGUUUCUAUCGUUCCCCGGAGGUGAUUCUGGGCCAUCCCUAUGACACCGCCAUUGACAUGUGGAGCUUGGGCUGCAUUCUGGCAGAGUUGUACACUGGCUACCCACUUUUUGCUGGGGAGAAUGAAGUAGAACAGCUGGCCUGCAUUAUGGAGGUGCUGGGUCUACCACCACUCUACUUAAUUCAGACCGCCUCCAGGAGGCAGACAUUCUUUGAUUCCAAAGGUUUUCCUAAAAAUAUAACCAACAACAGGGGGAAAAAAAGAUAUCCAGACUCCAAGGAUCUCACCAUGGUGCUGAAAACCUACGAUACCAGCUUUCUGGAUUUUCUGAAAAAGUGCUUGAUAUGGGACCCUGCACUUCGAAUGACUCCUGACCAGGCUCUCAAGCAUGUCUGGAUUCAGGAGUCAAGGAAUAUUAAAGGACGAUCCAAAAGCCAGAACAUGAGGAAAGCCAGCCUCUGCUUUCUUGGAGAAAAGAAAGAGAAAACGCAGCAGCAAGCCCGCUUGGGAAAGACAGCUGAAAAGGCCUCUGGGUCAGACAUCACAGUUACGACCAAAGAUGGAGCCACUGAGAAUAAUCACCAUUCUGGUAACCAGCAGGUCUCCACCCAUCCUUUGGGUGAAGGCAAAAUGGAAGUCGCAGGGGUAACCAGUGUAUGGUUGCCACCUUUACCAGAAGCCACGGGAAAACCAGAGGCAAAUGAAGAAUCAAAGGCGUGUAUAGGCUCCGAGGGAGAACAUAACAAAGAGACAUCUCCCAAGAACCCUACAUCCUUCUUACCACCCAUUGUAUGA